Sebastes umbrosus (honeycomb rockfish) is the source of this 1638-nucleotide messenger RNA. RefSeq names its product photoreceptor outer segment membrane glycoprotein 2-like. The record is from RefSeq and is a predicted model, not a curated record. Gene Ontology annotation, biological process: visual perception. The coding region runs from base 386 to 1486 and encodes 366 amino acids. The transcript is spliced from 4 exons. Lineage: Eukaryota; Metazoa; Chordata; Actinopteri; Perciformes; Sebastidae. Gene Ontology annotation, cellular component: membrane.
UUGGCUACUAGUCUCUCUGAUGCUGCCGGGGGCUGCUUUCGUACUAUCUGUGUCACUACGACUACUCGCCCCUCUCUGGACUAAAUCGGAGGAUGUCAACAGGAAAACAAACUGAACACGAGAGGACAAGGAUGCCAGACGUUCAAGACCUGCCUGCAUCUACAUCUACAGUAUAACCAUAAUGCAGCGUCCACAACAUAUCAAUCAUGACUACCAGGCUAAGCUGCUUAUGAGAGGGCCUUCAGAGAACUAUACAACCAAUCCCCCUCCCCUUGGUCCCCAACACCCCCUGGAGGAUAACCUGUUCCUCUCCCCUGCUCUACCUGUGUCCCACCCUUAAUCCCGCCCUGGAUUUAAAAGUAAAUUUACAGAGGAGAUAUAUACGAUGGCCGUCUUGAGAUUGAAGUUCACCAAGACCAAGCGGGACAAGCUGGCCCAGGUGCUAUGGAUCCUGAACUGGAUCUCAGUGGUGACAGGGAUCAUCCUCUUCAGCCUGGGGCUCUUCCUCAAGGUGGAGAUCAACAAGCGAGGAGAGCUGAUGUCUGAGAGGGACAUCCAGUACGUGCCCAACAUGCUGAUUUCUGUGGGCCUCAUCGCCUGUGCCAUAAACUUCCUGGGUGGGAAGAUCUGCUACGACUGCGUGGACACCACCAAGUUCUUGCGCUGGAAGCUGAUCAUGCUGCCCUACAUAAUAUGCACCUUCUUCUUCACCUUCUGCGUGCUGGUAGGGGCUCUGAUGUGUUACAGCAUGCGUGGGGAGCUAGAUGAGUCUCUGAACCUGGGGCUGACUGAGGCCAUCAGGUUCUAUAAGGACACAGACACACCAGGACGAUGCUUCCUGAAGCGAACUGUGGACAUGCUGCAGAUAGAGUUCCAGUGCUGUGGGAACAAUGGAUAUAAAGACUGGUUUCAAAUCCAGUGGAUCAGCAACCGUUACCUGGAUAUGUCCCAAAAAGACGUGGUGGACCGAUUAAGAAGUAACGUGGAGGGGAAGUUCCUGAUGGAUGGAGUCCCCUUCAGCUGCUGCAACACCAACUCCCCUCGGCCCUGCAUCCAGCAGCAGAUCAACAACAACUCCGCUCACUUCAACUACGAGCACCAGACGGAGGAGCUGAACCUGUGGAUGAAAGGAUGUCGCCAGGCGCUGCUGGACUACUACACCCACAUCAUGCAGUCCAUUGGCCUCACAGUACUCAUCACCUGGCUGUUUGAGCUGUCAGUGUUGACAGGGGUUCGUUACCUCCAGACCUCCCUGGAAAACGUGCUGAGACAGGGCGACCUCAACUCUGAGUCUGACGGCUGGCUGCUAGAAAACAGCUUCAUGGAAACUGCCCGCAUCAACCUGAACAUCAUCAAGAGCCUGGGCAAGAACAACCAGAUAGACACAGGCAACAAUGGAGACCCCAACAUCAACGUUCCCUCCACCUCUAAAGCACACUAUGGGCCGGACAAUGUGCCGCCAAAGGAAAUACCUGAAGCCAGUUGACCUUUCUCAGGCCUCCGUGAACAGCAUCCCUGAAGGCUAAGGGCCUUUACUUAAAAAGAGUGGUUCACGUAACAUUUAUUUAUUUAUUUUUUUUAUUCAUACGAGUCAAGAAUUACAACUAAGAAAUACCUAUACAAAGGUGUUUGUGGAAA